AUGCAUCUCUCAUCAUGUCUGGUCUUCAUUGCCGGCAUCUCAGGCGUGCACGCCUUUUAUCCAUGGGAAUUGCGGAUGAAACUGUCCAUGGAAACAACAGUCGAACGUCGCUUUGUUCCAUGGACCUUGAUUGAAGCCAAAUCCGAAAGUACCGAUAGCACCGACAGCAUCGACACAUCCAGCACAACCGACACAAAACCCUGGACUCUUGACCUGAAGAAAAUACCCGUUCGCCGCGACGAUGGCUAUAAAAUUGUCGAGUCCCACAAGCCGUCGUUAUCAAACAGUGCACCGUUGAAUCAGGACGGAACGGAUUAUUCAUAUUUCUCCCCCGUCUACGUAGGUUCUCAAAAGAAGGAAAUGUGGAUGGCAAUCGAUACUGGAGCACCCAAUACCUGGGUCUUUGACUCGAAUUGCACUGAGCCUGUCUGCGAACGUCACCACAAGUUCGAUCGGUCAGAAUCAACCAGCUAUACUACCGACGGUUCGACUUUCAGCCUCUUUUACGGGAGCGGCAGGGUCGACGGAAAGAUGGGGAAAGACACCAUCUCAAUUGCAGGGCUUGAAGUCUCGCAAACUUUCGGUCAAGCCAACAACGCCUCGGAAACAUUUCAAAGUUACCCAUUCGACGGCAUCCUUGGCCUGGGUCGGUCGCAUACUGAAGGGUGGAAUUUGCCAUCCUUCAUGGAUCUUGUGGCUGACAAAAAGCUCAUCAAGUCAAACCUGGUUGGAUUCAGCCUCUCUCGCUCGGCAGACGGUGGUAAGGAUGGUGAAAUCAACUUUGGUAAUGUCGAUACAACCAAAUUUGAUGGGACCAUUAAAUACACUGCCACCAACGGCAAAAUCUGGAGCAUCCCCGUGGAUGAUGCUUAUGUGAAUGGAAAAAAUGCCAAGAUCCUGUUUUCUCUCGUCCCAGAUGCCUCUCAACAGCCUUCCAACAAAAACAACUAUUUGAUCCCAUGUAACUCGACUGCUACCAUUGAGUUCGAGUUCUCCGGUGUCAAAUAUAACGUCUCUCCCAAGGAUUAUGUCGGAAAUCCCGAGUCAGAUGGUUCGGACUACUGCAUUUCGACCAUUGUCGGCUAUGCAUCCAACGGUGCCAACUGGCUAGUCGGCGAUGUUUUUUUGAAAAACGUUUACACUGUGUUCGACUUUGACAAUGGAAAAAUCGGUUUCGGCGCGCUUGCUUCAGCCUCAGCCUCAGCCUCAAAGUCGAACUCAACCUCAACCUCAACCUCUUCAACCCCAUCCGCGGGCAAUGGGACAUUUACCCCACCGCCAGUCACUACAUCGUCAGCCACCUCCACAAUGGCCACAGUCUCCGACAGCUCCGCAUCCCACUUCGUCCGCGGCAUUAGCUGGUCUAUGUUCACGGUAAUGCUUGGCGCAUUCGUUAUUUGA
Molecule: messenger RNA, 1401 nt
Organism: Penicillium coprophilum
Lineage: Eukaryota; Fungi; Ascomycota; Eurotiomycetes; Eurotiales; Aspergillaceae
Exons: 2
Coding region: 1-1401 (466 amino acids)
Biological process (GO): proteolysis
Molecular function (GO): aspartic-type endopeptidase activity
Source: RefSeq, a predicted model, not a curated record